CCCUCCCCCGCCUCGUUCUUUCUCUCUCUAGAUUUUUCACUCUCUCUCUAUCCAUUUCUAUUUUCUCGCAAAAUCAACCCGUCUCAAUCAAUACGCAAUCUUCCAAUACGCCCGUGCAUAUAUACAGAUAUAGAAAGAUUUAUCUUUUUACUGUCCGUAAUUUGAAAUUCUAGGGUUUUUUUUGGUCUGGUUAUCGCUCAAUCUUCGCAAUUUAGAUUCAAAUGUGGGGAAUAAAGUAGAGUAAGUGGGGACGGAGGGGUUUUAAGUAGAGAAAGCUAGGGUUUUUGGAUUAGCUGCUGGUACUUUUUUUUUUUGUAAUUAGUUUUAUUAAUUCUUGAAGUCGAUCUGUGAGUGUGAAAUGGAUUCUUCUUCGUCGAUGUCGUCGCCGGCAAUCAUGGUUGGGGAUAGCAAUAAUAACGUUAGUAGCAAUAACAGAGAUGGUGCUUUGUCGCCCACGGCCGCUGCUUCUCUGCGAGGGUCGAUGGAGGAUGACGUGGCUCUCUCAGUAGCUGCGGGGCUUGCUAAGGAGGCGGCUCUCUUGUUCCAGGCCGGGAAAUUUGCGGAGUGUGUCAGUGUGUUGAAGCAGCUCUUGCACAAGAAAGAGGACGAUCCGAAGAUUCUUCACAACAUUGCUAUUGCGGAAUACUUUCAAGAUGGUUGUUCAGACCCUAAGAAGCUUCUUGAAGAACUCAAUAAUGUUAAGAAACGAAGUGAAGCACUUGCUCAUGCAUCUGAGGAACAACAAACAGAGUCAGUCGGCAGCACUAGCAGACUUGCAGUUGGAAGUAAAGGAAAUAGUAAUGUAUCAAAUUCAUAUUCUGUCACAAGUAGCCUGCCUGUUGUCUACACUGAUGAAUUUGAUACUUCGGUUACAAUAUUUAACACGGCAGUCAUCUGGUUCCAUCUCCAUGAAUAUGCAAAAUCAUACAGGAUUUUGGAUGCAUUGUAUCAAAAUAUUGAACCCAUAGAUGAGGGGACAGCUCUACGUAUUUGCCUUCUAUUGCUGGAUGUAGCAUUAUUUUCGAACCAUGCAUCUAGAUCUGCUGAUGUGAUUAGCUAUGUGGAGAAAGUAUUUUGUGCCAAUAGCAUGACCAACCAAGUAGAUAAUGGAAGCUCAUUGCAUCAACCUACCAUGGUGUCAAAAUCUGCUUCAUUUUCUGCUACAAUUCCUGGUGCCUCAAAUUCUGAUUCAGCUUCUUCUGCAAAUGUUUUGGAAAGUUCGUUAUCUAGAACUUUAUCAGAAGAGGCACUUGAGGAUGAAUCAUUGCAGUUACUAUCAUCCCUGGAUAUUGGUGGAGAGAAUCUGCCAAGACCAUCUAGUCUCCAAUCUUCAAAUGAUGUUUCAAGGAUUCAAACUGACGAUUCUAUCUCAACGGUUGAUCUCAGGCUUAAGUUGCAUCUUUACAAAGUCAGUUUUCUGCUCCUUACCAGAAAUAUCAAGGCAGCUAAGCGUGAAGUUAAGAUGGCUAUGAAUAUAGCGCGCGGCAAAGAUUAUACAUGGGCACUUUAUCUGAAGUCGCAGCUUGAGUAUGCUCGGGGAAAUCACCGUAAAGCGUGCAAGCUUUUGAUGGCAUCAAGUAAUCUAACAGAAAUCGGAAUUUCUAGCAUGUAUUACAACAACUUUGGCUGCAUCUAUUAUCGUCUUGGGAAAUAUCACGCAUCAAGUGUAUUCUUUUCCAAAGCAUUGCGUUACAGGUCAACUUUGUUGAAGGAGAAACCUGUAAAGCUAGCAACUUUCUCACAGGUUAAGUCUUGGCAGAUGGCAUAUAACUCUGGUCUGUCGCUCUUGUCUUGUGGGAAACCAGUACAUGCUGCUCAAUGUUUUUACAAGGCUGGUCUAACUUACUACAACAGGCCUCUCCUGUGGCUGAGAAUUGCUGAGUGCUGCCUUAUGGCACUGGAGAAGGGGCUUUUGAAGUCCAAUUACUCUAGUCCCUCUGAUGGCUCUGAUGUUAAAGUUCAUGUUGUUGGUAAGGGAAAAUGGAGGCAACUUGCAUUGGAAGAUGGGGUUUCAAGAACUGGGAAGUUUGAUUCUGUUGGGAGAGAUGAUUUUUCUUUCGGCAACGGUAGACUGCCCGAGUUGUCAAUGUCCCUUGCUCGACAAUGUCUUUUAAAUGCAUUGCACUUGCUUGAAAGCUCUGAUUCAAAAUAUUUGAAGUCUGGUUUGCUUUCUGAUUCUGCUGCUGAAGGAAGUGAAUCAGGAGACUCGUCGUCUUCCAAGGCCACAAGCUACAAGAAUCUAGCAGGUGGUGAUCCAAAGUUAUUGAAUGCAGCAGUAGGCUCAGGGCAGGCCAACACAAAUGGGGAGGUAAAAGAGCAAAAGUGUGGAAAUGGUCAAAACACUUCUCUGCUAAACUCUGUCAGUGAUUAUGAAGAUAUUUGUAGGAAAGAGAACCAAAUGAUCGAACAAGCUCUUCUAGCUGAUAUGGCAUACGUAGAGUUAGAACUAGAAAACCCACUUAAGGCUUUGUCAACAGCAAAGUCUCUUUUGAAACUUUUCGAGUGUUCCAAAAUAUACGUCUUUCUGGGUCACUUGUAUGCAGCUGAAGCUCUAUGCCUGCUGAACCGGCCAAAGGAAGCUGCUGAGCAUUUGUCCGUCUAUGUGACUGGUGGAAGCAAUUUUCAACUGCCAUACAGCCAAGAUGAUUUGGAAAAGUGGAGUGUGGAAAAGAUAGUGGAUUUUGAGGAACCGAAUGGUGGGCCUUCAUCUGUUAAUGCAUCGUCUUCUGAUGAAUUUCAAGGUUUUACGUUCCUCAAGCCUGAAGAAGCUCGUGGAACUAUUUGUGCUAAUUUAGCUCUCCUGGCCGCAGAACUGGGGGAUCCUGGGCUGGUCCAAGAUGUUAUGCAAGCGACAGCUUCGGCACUAAACAGUCCCCACGUUAUUCUUGCUACUGUUUACUUGGAUCUUCUGCAGGGGAAGACACAAGAUGCUCUUGCCAAGUUGAAACAGUGUAAUCGUAUUAGAUUCCUUCCUGGUAGAUCGACACUGGAUGGCUCUAGUUGAUGGUCCGGGUUGUAUUGAUGGUUCUUGUCAGUUUUAUUCAACCUAUUUCUUAAUUCGAAUCAGCAGGUAGGUUAGCAAUCCUUUGAAGGGAGGAUUUGUAACAUAUAUAUAGUUCAAAUCAGGAAAUAAGUUUUAACUUUCGAUUUUUUUGUUUCUCAAAAAUUUUCCUUGUAGGCUGUAGUAAUAGGCGGUGUAGCUGAGAUUAUUUGAUUGUCUCAGAUGCCCACCUAAAAGAUUUGAGAUGUAGUUUUGAUUCAGGUGAUUGUGUUUUAGAGCCUAACGUAGUUCAGCUUUGAAUUUGUAGAGAAUGUGUCAUUGAGAGAUGAAUCAAAGAAAUUUUCAGUUUA
Messenger RNA from Coffea eugenioides, 3351 nucleotides. RefSeq names its product CCR4-NOT transcription complex subunit 10-like. Gene Ontology annotation, cellular component: CCR4-NOT complex. The record is from RefSeq and is a predicted model, not a curated record. NCBI's taxonomy places the organism in Eukaryota, Viridiplantae, Streptophyta, Magnoliopsida, Gentianales, Rubiaceae. Gene Ontology annotation, molecular function: protein binding. The transcript has 6 exons. Gene Ontology annotation, biological process: negative regulation of translation; mRNA catabolic process. The coding region runs from base 359 to 3004 and encodes 881 amino acids.